CCGUCUCAUCAGGCCAUCCCUCCACCCCACCCCGUGGCAGGCGGACUCCUAUGAGAGAGGGCAGCGAUCCCCUCUUGAAUCGGCAGGAAAGCAGGCAUCAUCCUCUUCUUCUGCUGCUGGGGCAGGGGCCGUGGAGGCAGAUGGAGGAGGGAACACGGGUGUGGCUGCAGGAGCAGGACCAGUUGCAGCCCUGCACUGUGAGCUCCUUGGCUGAUGGCUCUGUGCUCUUCACUUCAGACUAUGGUGAGGUGUUCUGCUACCCAUGGACCUCUCUGCCCAGAGACAAAGUUCUUCCAAUGCAUCAGUCAAGCAUGGAGGGGGUGGAGGACAUGUCCAUGCUGGGCGACUUGCACGAGGCUGCCAUCUUGCUUAAUCUGCACCAGCGCUACCAGAAGGACCACAUCUAUACAAAUAUCGGAUCCAUCUUGGUGUCUGUGAAUCCAUACAAGCCCAUUGCUGGUUUGUAUGAUGAGGCUGCCAUUAAUCUGUACCGACAGCACUGCUUGGGCGAGUUGCCUCCCCACAUUUUUGCCACUGCCAGUGAGUGCUAUAGUUGCUUGUGGAGGCGCCAUGACAGCCAAUGUAUUCUCAUCAGUGGAGAAAGUGGAGCCGGAAAGACCGAGAGCACCAAGUUGCUGUUGAAGUUUCUCUCAGCCAUGAGCCAAACUUCACUGGGUGGCCCUGCAUCAGAGAAGAGCACACAUGUAGAAGAGGCCAUCAUGGAGAGCAGCCCAAUCCUGGAAGCCUUUGGAAACGCCAAGACCGUCUAUAACAACAAUUCAAGUCGCUUUGGCAAAUUCAUCCAGUUGCAUUUUUCCCGGCAUGGCCAUAUCCAAGGAGGGAGAGUCACUGACUAUUUAUUGGAGAAGAACAGAGUUGUUCACCAGAACCCAGGAGAACGCAAUUACCAUAUCUUCUAUGCUCUAUUAGCCGGUGUCAGUGGGGAGCAAAAAGAAGGCCUGUUCCUGUUGGAGCCCAAGAGUUAUCGGUACUUAAACCAGUCUGGCUGUGUCACCAAUGAGAACUUGGAUGACAGAGAGUUAUACAGCAAGGUCAUGACUGCUCUUGAAGUGAUGGGGUUCAGCUCUGAAGAGAUCAGAGACAUUUUCAAGCUUCUCUCUGGCAUUCUGCAACUUGGAAACACUGAGUUCAUGACUGCUGGAGGAGCUCAGAUUACAACAAAAACUGUGUUAAAUAAUGCCAGUGAACUGCUUGGCUUGGAUACCUUCCAGUUGUCUGAAGUCCUCACCCAGAGAUCCAUGUUUCUACGGGGGGAGGAAAUUAGCUCUCCCCUCACUGUGGAACAGGCUGCUGACUCCAGAGACUCACUGGCCAUGGCCCUUUAUUCUCAGUGCUUCUCAUGGAUCAUUGGCAGGAUUAAUUCAAAGAUAAAAGGGAAAGAAAAUUUUAAAUCCGUGGGAAUUCUGGAUAUCUUCGGUUUUGAGAAUUUCCAGGAGAAUCGGUUUGAACAGUUUAACAUCAACUAUGCAAAUGAGAAACUCCAAGAGUACUUCAACAAGCACAUAUUCUCCUUGGAACAACUUGAGUAUAACAGAGAGGGGAUAAGCUGGGAAGCCAUUGACUGGAUGGAUAAUGCAGAGUGCCUGGAUCUGAUUGAGAAGAAACUUGGCUUGUUAGCAUUGAUAAAUGAAGAAAGUAGAUUCCCCAAAGGUACAGACAACACCCUUUUGGAAAAGCUCCACAGUCAACAUGGGAGCAACCAAUAUUAUUUGAAGCCUCGGGUAAUAGAUUUCCAGUUUGGGAUCCAGCAUUAUGCAGGAGAAGUUCUAUAUGAUGUGAGGGGCUUCCUGGAGAAAAACAGAGACACCUUUCGAGACGAUAUUUUAAACAUGCUGAAGGACAGUAGAUUAGAUUUCAUCUAUGAUCUCUUUGAAAGAGUCUCUAGCGGCAGCAGUGAAGACACUCUGAAGAUGGGAACUCAGAGGCGCAGGCCGACUGUCAGCUCUCAGUUCAGGGACUCCCUACACUCUUUGAUGGCAACACUCAGCACGUGCAAUCCAUUGUUCAUUCGCUGCAUCAAACCCAAUCUGGAAAAGGCUCCAAAUCUCUUCAGUCCAGAUGUGGUGCUGAAACAGCUUCGGUACUCAGGCAUGCUAGAGACAGUGAAGGUUCGUAGAGCUGGUUUUCCUGUGAGGCGGCUCUUUCAAGACUUCCUGCUCAGGUACAAGAUGCUCCUGAAGAACUGGAGCAGUCCCGAUGGGGCAAAGGCCACAUGCACAGCCUUCCUGCAGACUUAUGACCUUGCCCAGAGGGAAUGGAAGCUAGGGAAAACCAAGGUUUUCCUGAAGGAGGCUCUGGAGCAAAAACUGGAGAAGGCCCGGGAAGAGGAGCUGAGGAAGGCAGCCACCAUCAUCCGAGCCCACGUCCUGGGCUACAUGGCAAGGAAGAGGUAUCGGAGGGUGCUAGCCAGUGUUGUGACCAUCCAAAAGAAUUAUCGUGCUCACUUCUGGAAAAAGUCUCUCCAGCACCUCAAGGCCUCUGCCAUUGUCCUGCAGAAACACUGGCGUGGACAGCUGGCUCGCAGCCUCUACCAGCACCUGCUCCAAGAAGAACAGAGGCGGAAACAGGAAGCCGAGGAGCAGAGGCAGCGAGAGGAAGAGAGGAUUAAAAAGGAGGAAGAGGAAAGACAAUGGCAAGAAGAGAGGGCGCAUAGGAGGAGGCAGGAGGAGGAAGAGAAGAAGAGAGAAAAGGAGCAGUUGGAAGCAACACUGCAAAUGGCUCAGAUGGAGAUGCUGAGAACACCAGGUGAGGACCAGCCCUUGCAGGAGGAGGAACGGCGUCAGAUGGAGGAGAUUCUGCGGCUGGAGAGAGAGAUUGAGAAGCUGCAAUGGCAGCAGAAGACAGACCACAUGUCCAUCACCUGUGAAAACGCCAAGAAUGAGAUGAAGCGCCAGCGGGAAGAAGAGAUACAGAGGCUGGAGAAGGAAGCUUCCAGAGUUGCACAGGAAUUUUUGGAGCUACUGGAUUUCGGGAACCUGGAUGAGAGCGUGCAAGGUUUGGAGCGCUCCCUUUCCAAUGAAGGGACUCUCAAUAUUGAAUGUAGCCUCGUGGCCCCCCUGGCUGAAGAAGAAGAGGAAGAUGAAGGUUUCCCUGCUGAUGAAGAGGGCCCACCAGUCCCCAGCCCAAGUCUCAUGAACCAGGACAGCAGCACCAGAACCAGUGAUAAUUAUUACUCUGAGGAAGACACAUCUCCUAAUAUGCCACUGCCUGGGGAGGGAGAAGAUGAGAAGAUCAGUGCUCUGGAUCUCACUACAGAGAGACCUGAGAGCCCCCACAAACAGCAGGCGGAAAACAUUUACCAGGCCGUCUCCAAAAGCCUUCCGAGUGAGAAUGGGGAAGUGGAAGAUCCUAUUUACAGCUUGCCUCCAGAUGUGGAAUCAGAUUAUGACCACGAGGAGUUUGAAGGCAGUGGUGAUGCUGGCAGCUCUUCAGCUGAGCCCCUGCACGGGGAGGAGAUCUUGCGCAAUUCUAACAGCAAUGGUGUGGACUCCAACCGUGGCAGCUUGGACUCAUUUCUAGAUAGCGAGGAUGAAGGAGAUACUUAUAUGGACACAGAUGAAGAAUUCUGCAGCAGCCGAGUCACCCUACUGAAUGGGUCAGGGCCAGCUUAUUUUCACAGCUAUCUCUACAUGAAGGGGGGCCUGAUGAACCCCUGGAGACGGCGCUGGUGCGUCUUGAAGAAUGAGGCCUUCAUGUGGUUCCGAGCCAAGCAAGAGGCCUUGAAGUCAGGCUGGCUGUAUAAGAAAGGAGGAGGCAUGUCCACACUCUCUCGACGGAACUGGAAGCGGCGGUGGUUUGUGCUGAGAGAGGCCAAGCUGAUGUAUUUCGAGAAUGACAGUGAAGAAAAGUUGAAAGGGACAAUUGACAUCAGAAAGGCCAGAGAGAUUGUGGAUAUUCAUGAGAAAGAGAAUGCCCUUGAUAUUGUGACAAGUGAUCGGGUUUAUCACAUAGUGGCUGAAUCACCAGAGGAUGCCAGUGACUGGUUUAAUGUCCUGAGCCGUGUCCACAGUGCUACUGAGCAGCAGCUGAGGGAGAUGCAAGACGAACAAGCCAACCCAAAGAAUGCUGUGGGAACUCUUGAUGUGGGGCUCAUUGACUCUGUCUGUGCUUCUGACAACCCUGACAGGCCGAAUUCCUUUGUGAUUAUCACGGCAAACAGAGUCAUUCACUGCAACAGUGACAUCCCUGAGGAGAUGCACCACUGGAUCUCUCUCUUGCAGAAGCCCAAAGGGGAGUCCAGGGUCGAUGGACAGGAAUUCCUUGUGAGAGGCUGGCUUCAUAAGGAGGUCCAGAGCAGCAGCAAGACAUCUUCCAUGAAGGUAAAGAAACGCUGGUUUGUGCUGACUAACACUGCCCUGGACUACUACAAAUCGUCUGAGCGCACAGCCACCAAGCUCGGGACCCUGGUGCUCAACAGCCUCUGCUCUGUGGUCCAGCCUGAUGAAAGAGUCUUCAAAGAAACUGGCUUCUGGAACAUUACCGUGCAUGGCAGAAAGCACUCAUACCGACUCUACACCAAGUUGUUGAACGAAGCCAUGCGCUGGGCCUCGGCCAUCCAAGGCGUUAUUGACAGCAAGGUUCCCAUUGAAACUCCCACGCAGCAACUUAUUCAUGACAUUCGGGAAAACAGCAUGAACUCUGAACUGGUAGAACAGACCUACCGGAGAAAUCCCAUUCUGAGAUACACCCAGCAUCCUUUACACUCCCCACUGCUGCCACUGCCUUAUGGAGAUGUUGGCAUCAACUUGCAGCAAGAGAAGGGCUACAGCAGCCUCCAGGAUGAAGCCAUGAAGAUCUUUAAUUCCCUUCAGGAGAUCGAGACCGUGUCUGACCCCAUCCCCAUCAUUCAGGGCAUUCUGCAGACCUGCCAUGACCUCAAGCCCCUGUGUGAUGAGGUCUACUGCCAGCUGAUCAAGCAGACCAACCAUGUGCCUCAACCCAACAGCCCCGGAAACCUGCACCACUGGCAACUGAUGGCCUGCAUGAGCUGCACCUUUCUGCCCAGCCGGGGGAUCCUCCGUUACCUCAAGUUCCACCUCCGAAGAGUGAAAGAUCUCUUUGUGAGCACUGAAAUAGACCAGUAUGCUCAAUUCAUCACUGACUCGCUGAAGAGAACCAAGAGCCGGGAGUUUGUCCCUUCCCAGGAAGAGAUCCAGGCCCUCAUCACCCGGGAGGAGAUGACCACCACUGUCUACUGCCAUGGCGGGGGCUCCUGCCAAAUCACUAUCAACUCCCACACCAGUGCAGGAGAGGUGGUAGAGAAGCUGAUUCGCGGGUUAGCCAUGGAGGACAGCCGGAACAUGUUUGCCCUCUUUGAGCGCAACAAGCAUGUUGACAAGGCCAUUGAGAGCCGGGUGAUUGUAGCAGAUGUUUUGGCCAAGUUUGAAAGACUUGCCGGGUCUGUGGAAGAGGAGGAGGAUGGGCACUGGCAGUUAUAUUUUAAGCUGUAUUGCUUCUUGGACGUUGAAAAUGUUCCCAAAGAGGGAGUGGAAUUUGCCUUCAUGUUUGAACAGGCACAUGAAAGUCUCAUUGAUGGCCACUUCCCAGGCCCAGAGGAGACCCUGCAGCACUUAGCAGCACUGAGGCUACAGUACCUGUACGGGGACUAUUCCAAAAUCUCCUGGUCCCUUGACAGCGUCUACCCAGUGACCAGACUGAAGUCCAGAAUCCUGCAGUCCAUGAAGAGCAGCGGGCCCAGCAGCCAUGUUCUGGAGAGAAGGCGGACCAGCUUCCUGGAGGGCACCCUCAAGCGCAGCUUCAAAGCAGGCACCGUCAAGAAGCAAAAGGUGGAGGAGGAACAGAUGAUGGAGAUGUGGGUGAAAGAGGAACUCUCAGCUGCUCGGGCCAGCAUAGCGGAGAAGUGGAGCAAACUGCAAGGCCUGCUGCAGCAGCAGGCCAUGGUUGCCUACAUGGCCAUCAUGAAGGAGUGGUCAGGCUACGGCUCCACUCUCUUUGAUGUGGAGUGUAAGGAAGGAGGUUUUCCAAAUGACCUUUGGCUCAGUGUCAGCACAGAGAACGUGUCUGUGUACAAACGGGGGGAUCCCAAACCUCUUGAAACUUUCCAGUAUGAGCAUAUUAUCUUCUUUGGGGCUCCCCAGCCCAACACCUUCAAGCUGACAGUGGACGAGAGAGAAAUGUACUUUGAAACCCCUCAGGUUGGAGAGAUCAUUAAAAUUAUGAAAGCCUACAUUAACAUGAUUGUGAAGAAAUGCUGCAGCGUCAAAUCAGCCACUAGCCUGGACAGCCGUGCAAGUAUCUGGACAAGGUGAUGGGACGAGUGAGGUUGAGCUGAGCCCUUGGGAAAGACCAGUGGGGUGUCUCAGUCGGAUUUGCAGCAAAAAUCCCUUUUGUAAGAAGAAAAAGUUCUCCUCCCAAACCAUUGCCUGAAAGAAGAAGAAAAACUUGGUGCUGAGCACCUACCGCUGUUAGGCUUGCUCCGUAACCAAUACUACAAGCAAGGGGAUCUUCACCGGCAACCUGAGGCAACUAGAACCUGGGCUUCCUUUGACCUCAACUCUUGUGCCUCUCGCAGGGAUGAAAUUGAACCCACAUUUCCUGCACCACCAACACACGUGGAUCUUUUGUGCAAUAAAUGCAGCAGGGAAGCGAGGAGGAGAAUCUAAGGUGAUGCUGGGAUGAGCCAGGCAAGAUUUAUGUAUUAAUUGUGUAGCCAAACUGGCAGACUGAAUUGCCCCCUUCCUCAGUGAUGUUCCCUCAGGGAUCAGCUGCUGCUGCUGCUACUGAAUAGACUGAUAUUGGGAACUUCUCCUGUUUUCAGUAUUACCACCUCCACGGGUUGAAGGUCACGACUGAAGCUGCCAAAUCGCACCAGAUUUUCUGAGCUUUGAACACUGAGAGGACACUUUGGGUUUUCUGUCUGGGAGCUUCUCAGAGGCUUGUGGCUCCACGAGCUGGAGGUUUAAGGAUAGCACCACCAGCUGCCAUCACAGGACCGUGCGCACAGCAAGAAGGGCUUUCUCGGUGCCAAUCGUCCAAUUCCUUGGCAGCAAAGUGCUUUGCUGUGGUGCAUGGGUGGGGUGGGAAAGUGCCACUCAGUGAUGCAAAAAUGCCAUUGAUCUGAUUGUUUCAGGGGCUGGAAUUUCUGGUCAGACUGGUGCGUACCCUUGUGGCAAAGGGGCUGCCGUAUCUUGUCACCAGUGACUUGCAUGCUGCUGGCCCCUCCCUUCCUUGGUUCUUUGCAGGGGUUUGGACUAUGUGGGGUUUUCUUUGGUCUCCUCUUAUAAGCUGAUGUUCUGAAAUGCUGCUGCCCAAUUGUGAUUAACUGCAAGGCAUUUGGUAGUAAAAAUGGGGGCUUGAUUAAAUGGGUUUCUUCUGUUAAAAACCCUAUACCAACCUUCUCUACCCAGGUGCCUGUUUUGGAAGUACAGCUACCCUCUGCCCCACUGGGCCUGCUGGUUGGUGACAGUCAGAUUUGUAGCCCCACACAUUUGGAGUGCAGCUGGAGGGAUUUU
This is a messenger RNA of Pogona vitticeps (central bearded dragon), 7493 nucleotides long. RefSeq names its product unconventional myosin-X. Gene Ontology annotation, biological process: axon extension. Lineage: Eukaryota; Metazoa; Chordata; Lepidosauria; Squamata; Agamidae. Gene Ontology annotation, molecular function: ATP binding; protein binding; cytoskeletal motor activity. Gene Ontology annotation, cellular component: myosin complex; cytoskeleton; axonal growth cone. The record is from RefSeq and is a predicted model, not a curated record.